Messenger RNA from Sipha flava (yellow sugarcane aphid), 4023 nucleotides. RefSeq names its product PR domain zinc finger protein 16-like. NCBI's taxonomy places the organism in Eukaryota, Metazoa, Arthropoda, Insecta, Hemiptera, Aphididae. The transcript has 7 exons. Gene Ontology annotation, molecular function: RNA polymerase II cis-regulatory region sequence-specific DNA binding; DNA-binding transcription activator activity, RNA polymerase II-specific. Gene Ontology annotation, biological process: regulation of transcription by RNA polymerase II. The record is from RefSeq and is a predicted model, not a curated record. Gene Ontology annotation, cellular component: nucleus. Bases 486 to 3578 code for a protein of 1030 amino acids.
UCGAUCUCGUGCGCCGGGCAGGCGGCGGCGGCAGUCAACAGUCCGAUCGCGACGAUCCGGUUCGCGGUCUGGUGAACGCAGCAACAACCGCCGGCGCUCCUCUUCCUCGGCGCACUAUCCUGCGCACGCACCCCGUGGUCGCAUCAUUCGUCGCUAUAGCCGUUCCGCUGCUAUUAUCAUCAUGUUUUACCGUCGGGCCGCAACGCGCUGACUGUUACCGCCGUGCGCUACCGACCGACCGACCACUGUGCAAAACUACUUUUUUAUACAUACGUACAUGUACAUGUAAUCUUUGUCGCGCGUGAUAAGAAAAAAAAAAAAAAAAAAAACCUAUUCGUUUUUACCGUAACGCGCUCCGACCCUCUCGCACGGGGUCGAGCAGUAACUGUCCGUCUAAGAUUCCGCUGUUCCGUCGACUGGAAGACAUCAUCGCUUCCGUGCCGUAGUGCACACCCGUGCAUGUUUCGUCGUCGACCCGCCGCGACAUGAGCCGAGGCAGUAGCGACGAUGGAGGUGGCGGUGGUGGCGAUACAGACGCGGGUCGGAGCGACGACGAGCGUUCGUUGUCCAGCGACAGUAGUGGCGGAGGCGUUGGCAACAGGAGCCGGAGCAGGAGCAGGAGUAGCAGCAUAAUCAGCAACGGCGACAACAACAAUGGCAAAAAGGAAUCGGUGACGGCCAACGACGGCGACGGUGGCAUCAUCAGCCCGAGCGGUAUGAACGCCGGCUUCAACUUUUUCGAGUCCCCUGCCAACGCGGCCGCCAUGCCGUACAACUUGGAAGUGCGCAAUGCCGGUGCUGGUGGAGUGUGGACCAAGACCCAACUCCCUAAGGGCGUCAAGUACGGACCGUUUCUAGGCAAGUGGGGACCGAAGCCUGUGGACUCGCGGUUCGCCUGGGAGGUCCGUGUUGCUGGAUACUCGGGAUAUUUGGACGGCACGAUCGAAAUUUAUAACUGGCUGAAAUUCAUCCGGUCGACCAACGACAGCAGUAGACAAAACGUUCGGGCGUUUUUACUGGCCGGUCAGAUAUUUUACGAAUUAACACACACGGUCAGAGCUUCCGAAGAACUACUAUUGGGCAAGAGAGAGCCGUUAAACUUAGAUGCGGCAUUCGGAGAACUAAUGGCCACGUCAGAGGAUCGAAGUGAAAGGGAUUCAGUCGUCGCGUCGCAGAACUCGUUGGGUUCCAUCGACGGGGACGGGGACGUGGACGUGGAUGCCGAGGAACCGGACGAGGACGACCAAAACCGAUGUAUCCAGUGCGAGAAGUGCUUCCCCGACAUUGAACAGUUGGACGAUCACUUGGUGUCCGGGCAUCACUACAAGGCCAACCAGUACGGGUGCGAGUUGUGCCCGCAAGCGUACAGCUGGAAACCGUGUCUGAUCAGGCACUUGGCGCUCGCGCACAGCCGGAAGUUCACGUGCGAGACGUGCUCGAAGGUGUUCAGCGACCCCAGUAACCUGCAGAGGCACAUCAGGACCAACCACGCGGGGGCCCGGUCGCACGCGUGCUCCGAAUGCGGCAAGACGUUCGCCACGUCCAGCGGGCUCAAGCAGCACACGCACAUCCACUCCAGCGUGAAACCGUUCCAGUGCGAGGUCUGCUUCAAGGCCUACACUCAGUUCUCGAACCUGUGCCGUCACAAGAGGAUGCACGCCGACUGCCGCAUGCAAGUCAAGUGCGAUCGUUGCGACCAGUCGUUCAGCACGGGCACGUCGUUGUCCAAACACAAGCGGUUCUGUGAGUCCAACUCGUUGCCCACGUCCAGCAGUUGCGGCGCGCCCGUCGCGCCGAACAUGUCGCAGCAGCACCACCACCACCAGCAGCAGCAGCAGCAGCAGCAGCAGCAGCAGCAAUCGUCACCGUUCUCCGUGUACCCCAGGUUCCACCCGUACCCACCGCAUCCGCUCGUCCACCCGCUAUACUUCCCGCCAGCCAACGGGUCGCUGCCGCUGCCGCUGUUCCACGGGCCGUUCGCCGCGCUCGGCCAGUUCGUGCCCAAGCUGAACAUGGACAUGCUGUCCAUGUCCGCCGGUGGCGGUAGCAUGUACGAGAUGAACCGGCACAAGCAGGCCGGUGAUUCAGAGGAGCACAACGAGACGCCGGCCAAGAAGACGUCGACGGACGCGGACCGCGGCGCGUUGCAGAAGACGCCGCCGUCGUCCGUGCCGAUGGGCUCGAGCAAGACGUCGCCGCUGGUCGGCGAGGAGGCGUCGUCCAACCAGCGGCCGUCGCCGGCCCGGCCCAACGUGACCACGUACCCCGACCCGAAGGUGAUCAAGCACGAGCGGCCGGCCGCGGACGGCGAGUGCACCGGGCCGUGCGACCUGUCCGUCGGCACGGACAUCGGCGUCAAGGAGCGCGCCGCCGACGAGGACACCGGGGACAACGGCAGCAGCAGCCCGAAGCGUCGGCGGGCGCAUACGCCCGCGGCCGCGGCGGACAGGUGCGAUCAGCCGCUGGACCUAUCGGUGACGUGCAAGGACGAGCGCUGGAAAUGCCCGCCCGCCAACGGCACCGGUGCCGACGCCGAGCCGACGGUACCCCGGUUCACGGACAGCCCACCGCUGCUUCCGCCGCCGCUGUCGUCGUCGUCGUCGUCAUUCAAAGAGGACCCGCCGUCCGGUCGGGAGUCGCGCCGCAAGUGGUCUUCGCCGUCCGCGCUGCCACCGCCGUCCUCGCCGUACUCGGUCAGCAACCUGAUGGCGCAGCCUAAGCCGCUGUACCUGGACUCGAUGUACUCGGCCGCGACACUGUCCAACUUCGCGGCGGCCACGGCCGACGGCCAAGGGCUCAUGCAGACGCACCAGACGUUCGGCCAAGCAGCAGCGGCGGCCGCAGCGGCUGCCGCGGCCGCGGCCGCUGCGUCCCGACCGUUCUCGUUCAUGAUGUCCAACCCGUCGCCGGCCAUCGAACACUUUCUGCGGCACUCCUCGCCCAUGCCCAACUACCCGAAAGCGUACCAAGACAUGAUGCACCAGCAGCAUCAGCACCAGCAGCACCAGCAGCAGCAGCAGCACCAGCACCACCAGCAGCAGCAGCAGCAGCAGCACCACCACCAUCAGCAGCAGCAGCAGACGGGCGGAGGCGGCGCGGUCAAGUCCAAGGACCGGUACGCGUGCAAAUACUGCGGCAAAGUGUUCCCGCGCAGCGCCAACCUGACGCGGCACGUGCGCACGCACACGGGCGAACAGCCGUACCGGUGCGCGCACUGCGAACGCUCGUUCAGCAUCUCGUCCAACUUGCAGCGGCACGUGCGCAACAUACACCGGCAGGAGCGAAACUUCAAGUGCGGCCUGUGCAACCGGCGGUUCUCGCAGCAGACCAACCUGGACCGGCACGUGAAGAAGCACGAGGCGGACGACGGUACCGCGGUGGGCACGGUCACCAGCAGCUCGGCCAGCAGCGUGGACGAGAAGGAGGACCCUCGGCUGUUCGAGAUCCGCAGCUUCAUGAAGAAGGUGACGGACACGUCGGCCGCCUCGGCCGCCGUGGCCGCUGCGGCCGAGAUGCGCAACAAUAACAUCGACCCUUGUCUGCCAGACGACGGGUUGUACGCGGCCGCGCACUUAUGACCCGCAGCCCCGCCGCUCUACCUGAACUGGGCCCGUUGACGUUCGCGUAACGUAGCCGAAGUAGUUUAUACGAUCAUCAUCGUCUUAUUUUGUCCGUUCCUCCAUCGCCUCUCCCCACAUACCCACACACAUUCACACGCGUACACGCACCGAUCGAUCCUCGUUUAUUGCACUCUCACAGGAUCCCGUCGUUUUUCCUUCGUCUCAAUAUCUCCUCUCUCUCUCUCUCUCUCUCUCUCUCUCUCUCUCUCUCACUCAAUCACUCUCUCUCUCCGUUCGGAAAUCCGACGUCGUUAUCGAUGAUCCGCAAUUAACGAUUCGCUGCCGCCGCUGUUUAGCCGCUGUUUUACGAUGCCUUCUUGUACACAUAGAUUAUGUAUAUUAUUGAUAUUUUUCGCUCGCACCAAAGUAGACAUAUUAUUAUUAUUAUUAUUUUUAUUGAUAC